Ilex paraguariensis (yerba mate) is the source of this 1146-nucleotide messenger RNA. The record is from the annotation of a GenBank genome assembly. NCBI's taxonomy places the organism in Eukaryota, Viridiplantae, Streptophyta, Magnoliopsida, Aquifoliales, Aquifoliaceae.
AUGUUCCUUAUUGCAUGGACACAGAUUGCUCAAGGAAAAUUUGUAUCUCACACUCCAAUUUUCAGGCGUUCAAUGCUCAAUCCACGACGCCCAAGUCAAUACGACAAGGCCAUUGAUAAUAUGUACCUUUUUUUGUCAUCGCUACCACCACCACCAAAAGAUCUCGCGCCCAAUGAAGAUCACCUCAUUACUCGUAUCUACUACAUCACGGCUGAGGAAAUCGACAACCUCCAAUCUGAGGCCAGUUCCAAUGGAUCCAGGAGAAGCAAACUCGAGUCUUUCACAGCCUUCCUGUGGAAGAUUGUGGCGGAGGGGGGCCAUGACCAUGACAAGAGAUGCAAGAUGGGCAUUGUANAUAUGUACCUUUUUUUGUCAUCGCUACCACCACCACCAAAAGAUCUCGCGCCCAAUGAAGAUCACCUCAUUACUCGUAUCUACUACAUCACGGCUGAGGAAAUAGACAACCUCCAAUCCGAGGCCAGUUCCAAUGGAUCCAGGAGAAGCAAACUUGAGUCUUUCACAGCCUUCCUGUGGAAGAUUGUGGCGGAGGGGGGCCAUGACCAUGACAAGAGAUGCAAGAUGGGCAUUGUAGUGGAUGGACGAGGGAGGUUAAACAAAGUUUUGUCAUUGGACAAUUAUUUUGGAAACGUUCUUUCCGUUCCAUAUGGUGAGGCAAGCGUAGGUGAAAUCAAGAUGAUGGAGCUCAAUCAGGUUGCAGAUUCUGUCCACGAAUGUGUGGAACAUGCUAACCAGGAACAUUUUCUAGGGCUGAUUGAUUGGGUCGAGUUGAAUCGACCACAGCAAGCCAUAGUAAAGGUCUAUUUCAAAGAGAGCAAUGACGAAGCGGCGAUCGUCAUAUCAUCAGGCCAACGUUUUUCAAUAUCAGAAUUGGACUUUGGAUGGGGACGACCCGAUUUCGGGUCGUACCAUUUCCCAUGGGGUGGACAGACUGGGUAUGUGAUGCCAGUGCCUAGCAUGAGUAAGGAAGGAGAUUGGGUUGUGUACAUGCACCUCCUUGAAAAGCACUUGGAUUUGGUUGAGAAGGAGGCAUCACAUGUGUUUAGGCCCUUAACUCCUGCUUAUCUGAACUUGAUGACUGAUGAUUCAGAGAUGGUCACUGAAAAGAUUAAAAUGAUAAAUGUAUGA